Messenger RNA from Merops nubicus (carmine bee-eater), 893 nucleotides. It is a transcript of the gene SMYD5, whose product is annotated as SMYD family member 5. The record is from RefSeq and is a predicted model, not a curated record. Lineage: Eukaryota; Metazoa; Chordata; Aves; Coraciiformes; Meropidae. The annotation marks the transcript as partial. Gene Ontology annotation, molecular function: histone H4K20 methyltransferase activity; protein binding. The transcript has 10 exons.
CCUGCGACCACUGCCUGCGGGCCCUGGAGACGGCGGAGGAGAACGCCCAGCGCCUGCUGGGGAGGAGCUCCCUGGUGCUGCCUCACCCAGAGCAGUGCAGCAUCCGCAAGGACCUGCACCAGCAGUGCCCCCGAUGCCAGGUGACCUACUGCAGUGCUGAGUGCAGGCAGGCCGCUUUGGAGCAGUACCACCAGGUCCUCUGCCUCGGCCCGUCCCGCGACGACCCCACGCACCCCCUCAACAAGCUGCAGGAGGCAUGGAGAAACAUGCACUAUCCACCAGAGACUUCCAGCAUCAUGUUGAUGGCCCGGAUGGUCGCCACUGUUAAACAGGCUAAAGACAAGGAGUGGUGGAUCAAGACCUUCUCCCAGUUCUGCAGUAAGACAGCAAAUGAAGAAGAGGAGAUUGUGCACAAGCUGCUGGGGGACAAAUUUAAGGGCCAGCUGGAGCUGCUGCGGUUGCUCUUCACCGAAGCCCUUUACGAUGAACAGCUCAGCAGGUGGUUCACUCCAGAAGGUUUUCGAUCCCUCUUUGCCCUCGUUGGGACCAAUGGCCAAGGCAUAGGAACAAGCUCCCUGAGCCAGUGGGUGCACGCGUGCGACGCGCUGGACCUGCCCCUGCUGCAGAGGGAGCAGCUGGAUGCCUUCAUCGACCAGCUCUACAAGGACAUUGAGAAGGAGUCAGGAGAGUUCCUCAACUGUGAGGGGUCAGGUCUCUACGUGCUCCAGAGCUGCUGUAACCACAGCUGCAUCCCCAACGCUGAGACAUCCUUCCCAGAGAACAACUUCCUCCUCCACCUGACAGCUCUGGAGGACAUUGAAGCAGGAGAGGAGAUCUGCAUCAGCUACCUGGACUGCUGCCAGCGGGAGCGGAGCCGCCACAGCCGCAACAAG